Hemibagrus wyckioides is the source of this 762-nucleotide messenger RNA. RefSeq names its product zinc finger protein 239-like. Bases 1 to 762 code for a protein of 253 amino acids. The record is from RefSeq and is a predicted model, not a curated record. Lineage: Eukaryota; Metazoa; Chordata; Actinopteri; Siluriformes; Bagridae. Gene Ontology annotation, molecular function: DNA-binding transcription repressor activity, RNA polymerase II-specific. Gene Ontology annotation, biological process: negative regulation of transcription by RNA polymerase II. The transcript has a single exon.
AUGGAACCUCCAGAGAUGGAACUCACCAACAGUCAGCAAAGCUCAUCUGGCACAUCCCUCAGUAACAGACGAGUAAAGAAAGAAUUUCACCACUGCUCACUGUGUGGGAUAAAUUUCACUCGCAAGGGAAAUCUCCAGCAACAUCAGCGCAUUCAUACGGGAGAGAAGCCGUAUCACUGCUCUGACUGUGGGAUGAGUUUCAGUCAGAAUAACACUCUCCAACGACACCAGCGCAUUCACACAGGUGAAAAGCCCUAUUUCUGCUCAGACUGUGGGAUGAGUUUCAGCCAGAAAAGUAAUCUCCAUCAACACCAGCGUAUUCACACCGAAGAGAAGCCAUACCUCUGCUCACACUGUGGGAUGACUUUCAGCCAGAAGAGUAAUCUUCAACAUCACCAGCGCACUCACACGGGAGAGAAGCCAUAUCAGUGCUCAGCCUGUGGGAUGAGUUUCAGUCAGAAGAGAGCUCUCCAACAGCACCAGCGUAUUCACACAGGAGACAAGCCUUAUCAGUGCUCAGACUGUGGGAUGAGUUUCAGUUGGAAGAGCAAUCUUCUACGACAUCAGCGCAUUCACACAGGGGUGAAGCCAUAUUACUGCUCAGAGUGCGGGAUGAGCUUCAGUCACAAGAGUACUCUUCAACAGCACCAGCACAUUCACACAGGAGUGAAGCCGUAUCGCUGCUCAGACUGUGGGAUGACUUUCAGUUGGAAGAAUAAUCUCCAUCGACACCAGCGCAUUCACACAGGAGUGAAGCCAUAA